Molecule: messenger RNA, 3164 nt
Organism: Malurus melanocephalus (red-backed fairy wren)
Lineage: Eukaryota; Metazoa; Chordata; Aves; Passeriformes; Maluridae
Gene: LYPLA2
Product: lysophospholipase 2
Exons: 10
Coding region: 605-1303 (232 amino acids)
Biological process (GO): protein depalmitoylation
Cellular component (GO): cytoplasm
Molecular function (GO): palmitoyl-(protein) hydrolase activity; carboxylic ester hydrolase activity
Source: RefSeq, a predicted model, not a curated record
GCGGGAUUUACCAGGCCCCCGGUGGAUCCUGCUCCCUGCUGAAGCUCAGCAAUUAACGCUAAUUAACCGCUGAUAAACGUGUUCCACCCCCCCCCAGAAUCGCUGAUUUGGGGCCCGACAGCUCCAAAUCGGACCCAAAUCCACCUCGCGGUUCUGUGUUUUUGUUUUCGCACCGGCACAGGCGCAUCUGAGCGCUUUGAUCCUGAUUCCUUUGUGCUCCCUCCAGGAGCGGGGCAGGAACAUCCCAGACCAUUCCCAUGGSGUGUUUGAGGCAUUUCUGACCCUCCCGAGCUGCUUUCCCUGGAAUCCCUAAAAAAAGGGAGCACAUCCCAUCACCCACCAGGGGAAGAUGCUUUCAUUUCCAAACCUGUCAGGUUUUUUUGGGAGGUGCGGUCAGUCCCGGCYGCUUGUUUUGCCCCUGGAGCGCACACGUGGGCCGUGUGGCUGUGUCAGAUCCGGGCAGCUGCUCCUUUGCCGGUGUUUUUAUUUGAGUCGGGAAGCCGCUGACGAGCAGUCGGUGGAACGAGUCGGGCAGGUCUUGGCCGGGCUGGGAUAGAGACCGGGCUGUUUCUCGUGGGUGCCAGUGUCGAGUCCCUCUCGGUGUAUGUGUGGUAACAACAUGUCUGUCCCCCUCCUCGCCGACGCUGUCACCGUGUCAGGGGCAGAGCGCGAGACUGCUGCGGUUAUUUUCCUACAUGGCCUUGGAGACACGGGGCACAGCUGGGCCGAUGCUCUCUCCUCCAUCCGCCUCCCCUACGUGAAAUACAUCUGCCCUCACGCGCCCCGGAUCCCGGUGACCCUCAACAUGAAGAUGGUCAUGCCCUCAUGGUUUGACCUGAUGGGAUUGACUCCAGAUGCACCUGAGGAUGAAGCUGGGAUCAAGAAAGCUGCAGAAAGCAUUAAAGCAAUCAUCGAGCACGAGAUGAAGAACGGGAUCCCCCCCAACCGCAUCAUCCUGGGGGGCUUCUCCCAGGGCGGUGCCUUGUCGCUGUACACGGCUCUCACCUGCCAGCACCAGCUGGCCGGGAUCGUGGCGCUCAGCUGCUGGCUCCCGCUGCACAAAGCCUUCCCCCAGGCAGCGAACAACGGUGUCAACAAGGACAUCGCCAUCCUGCAGUGCCACGGCGAGCUGGACCCCAUGAUCCCCGUGCGCUUCGGGGCCCUCACCGCCGAGAAGCUCAAAUCUGUCGUCACCCCCACCAAGGUGCAGUUCAAAACCUACCCCGGCGUGAUGCACAGUUCCUGUCCUCAGGAGAUGAUGGCGGUGAAGGAGUUCAUCGAGAAGCUGCUGCCCCGGAUCUGAGCGGAGCCCCUCGGGACUGUCGCAGGGGAGGGUGCCGAGGUCACUCACAGCUGUCCCCCGUGCCCCGCCCGCUGCAAUCGGAAGCCAUGGCCCCCACCGCCCCCUCGCCACACCCGCCCGCGCCCUCGCCCCGCCCGGCUCUCCCGCAGCUCCCACUCCGGAGCUGAGGCCAGUCUGGCUGUGGCCUUUUCUCUCCUGCUCCGGCUCCGAGCACUUCCCGGGGGGUCACGGUCCCCUCGGCGCCCCGCGGGGCUGGCACGGCGCGGGUGAGGUUUUGCUGUCGGGUUUGGGGUUUUUGUACCAGUAUUAGGGGCGGGACGUGCUCGGGUGCGGCGGGAGGAGCGGGGYGGGGCCGGGGCACCUGCGGGGCUCGGAGCUCUGCCCUCGGUGGCCGCUCCGCUCAGGCGACUCGCGGGUUUUCAAUCGGAGCUCAGGAACCCGGGACUCCCCUGCGGACGCCUCCAGGUCCCGGGCAGGCUCUGCCCCGGGCUGGCACCGCCAAAGGCUGCCCGGGGCCGGCGGGGAGGGUCAGCGCCGCUCCCGCACCUCCCGCACGGCCCCGCCUGUCACACACGCACACUCCCUCAGCCGUGGGGCAGCUCUGCCCUCUGAGAUAAUCACCUCCUUCCUCCUCCUCCUCCUCCUCUUGUCGCUUUUACAAUCUCCAUCUCCUGCUCGGCCCGCGGGGGUCCCAGGAUCUCACCCCCCAGCCCAGCUCUGCACGCUCGGAGCCCCCAAGCUUCGUUUACACUCACGGAGCCACAGCCCCGUCUUUAAUGUCUCUCUUGCUGCUACUCGUCCUUCCCUCGGGACUUGGAGAGGGACAGGUGAGGGGGGGUCCCUGGACCCCGGGUUURGCUCCUGGUGUGGCUGGAAGGAGCAGCUUUGCUCCCAACCAUCAUCUCACCAGCAUCUGAGCCCUGGGUGCUGCUGUGCCCCACCCUCCGUGCUCCCGGGGGUCUCUCUGCUCCCCGGGACUGGGGACUCUCCCCUCCUCCUGUACAAUCACCAGGGUCCCUGAGCUGUGGUUUGUCCCCUCCCGAGUGCUGCCAUCGUGCUGGGGUGCAGGGCCAGGGCCCCGAAUGUCCCCUCUGGGUGGGCUCCUGGCUGCCCCUCCCCUCCCACAGGGCCUGGGCAGCGGCUGUGGAGCAGCUCUGCCCUCACCCCCCUCUUCCCCCGGGCUGAGCCCCCUCCCGGGACUGAUCAUGGCUUUUAGAACACCCCACAUUCCCCUGGCCCCAGGGCUGGCCCCGCUGCCCCUCCCCGGCCCCAGGGAGCCUCUGCCCGGUGCCCCGGGGCCAGCGAGGCCGGAGCUGCCCGGGGGCUGCCCCGGGGGGCUCCGAGGGGGCUCUGGGGCUGCUCAGCCCCCCCGGUUCUGCUCCAGCCCUGCCCUCCCCGCCCGGGGUGCGCAAAGCAAUAACGGCCCUGCGCAGAGUCGGCUCGUGGGGCUUUGCUGGGGCUUUGUUUUUGGCCCCUUUUAGGAAGUCUGAAAGCAGCAGAGCUGCUGCUGGCACCGAGGGGAGCUGGGCUCUGCCCUGCCCGGGGCUCUGCCCUGCCCGGGGCUCUGCUCUGCCCUGCUGGCUCUUCUAUGCUGUGUUUUAAUGCUGCUGUGCCCCUGUCCCCCACGCUCGGGGUCACCAGGGGCUGGCUGGGGUGGGAGUGCAGCACCCUGGGGUCACCAGGGGCUGGUGCUGGCCAGACUGACCCGUUUGACUGUGAACUGGAACCAUGUGUGAUGGGGGGCCCGGGACCAUCCCCUCUGCAGAGCAUUCCUGCUCACUCCCUGCCCGAGCAGUGCCGGGAACGCGGGAGGGAGAACGGCUUCUCUCCAUUCCUCAAUACAGCUUUGGGAUUUUUUUUU